ACCUGUACACGUCUUGCGCGCUCAUCGCAGUCGCCGUGAUAUUGUUUUCGACUGGUUUAGUCGUCAACCAGAACGUCUACAAACAACAUCAACAUGAUAUUGCAGGUAUCGUCAGUAUGCGUAUUACUUUUUAUCGCCAUUUCUUGUUUGGCGGAUCAACAACCGGAGUUGGACUCAUCCAGUCCGCUGGACGCUUCGUCCAUAAAUGACCUGGCCAAAAGGCCGGUGAAACUGGAUCCAAAGUUGCGGAAAGCUUUGCUCAAAGUGCUCACCCGUCUGGACGAAGAGGACAAGGCGAUCGAAACCGAGUCGCAACAGCAGCAGCAUCGUGUACUGCAGGAACAACUACAGCAACAGCAAUAUGAGCAGCAACAGCAACUGCGGGAGCAACAGCAACUGCGAGAGCAACAACAACUACGGGAGCAACAGCAAUUGCAGGAGCAACAACAACUGCGGGAGCAACAGCAACUGCGGGAACAGCAGAAACUGCGUGAACGGCAACAGUUGCAAGAGCAGCAGCAACAGUUGCUAGAGCAGCAGCAACAAGUGCGGCAGCUGCAACAACAGCAACUGCAGCAGCAACAGCAGCUGAAACAGCGACAGGAUCAGGACGGGAAACAGCGGCAACAGCAGGAACAACAGCAGCAGCAGCAAAGGCAACGGUUGGAGCAAGCGCAACGGGAACAGCCGCAACAGUCGGAAUAUCCACAGCAGUCGGAACAGAAGCGGACCUACACGGCGCCGUCACCGAUGCUGUUGCCCACUCCGAAUCCGUUGGAUGUACCGGCGUACUCUGCGGCCGUAAACUCCUUCAAGUCCGUCGCGUCCAGCACGUCGUCAUCGCCCACCCGCAGCUCGCUCGAACCCGUGGAGAUAUCGCCCGUAGCCAACGAGACCACUUCGUCCACCACUACCGGUACCGAGGUGGACUUUUUCAAAGCUCCAUUGUUGACCGCAUUCACGUUGCAACAGGACUCGGACGGCGUGUCGCAGCGCGUGAUUCCCAUCCCCGCGGAUCCCGAGCAACUGGAGCUCCAGAAAAUACUGGCGCUGGAGAACAAAGCGGAAGCCGACGGCGGCGAGCGGAAUGCUGUGGAGCCGGACAAGAAGCAACUGGAACUGCUGAAUAAAGCUGAACUGGCGAAGCUCAAGUCGCAGUUGAUACCGUUGGACGGGCUAAAACGGGAGGCGUUUGCGCUACAGGAGCAGCUGAAAUUCGGACAGAAACUGCAAGAACACCAACGGCAAAGGGCAUUCCUGCAGCAGCAGCAACAACAACAACAACAACAACAGAUCCAACGGCAACAGGAACAGUUGCAGCAGCAGCAGCAGCAGAGGGCCUUUCAACAACAGUUCAUACUGGGAGCGCAACCGCAACGACUGCAACAACAGCAUCAGCAACAGCAAUUUCAACUGCAACCGCAACAAAUACAACAGGUAAGAUUAAACCAAUUGCAACAGCAACAGUUCCAACCGGUGCCGUCCAUCCAACUGCAACCGCAACCGAUCCAAGUGCAACGGUUACCGUUCCAACAAGUGCCGUCCGUUCAACUGCAACCACAACCGGUUCAAUUUCAACCGGAACCGCAACCGAUCCAACUGCAACCGGUACAAUUCCAACAACAACAAAGGCUGCCACAGUUCGGUCCGUUUUUGCCGGGACAGCAAUUCGUCCAACAACAGACGCGAGUGCUCAGGCAACCGCAUCAACAGACGUUCGGUUACGGAUCAGUGCCCCGAUUGCCCGGCGACUUGGACGUGGUUUACAAAGUAUUAGCGUUGAACCAUGAAGGAAGAGGCUCCGAGCACACGCAAGUUAGGCCACAGAAACAGCUUUUAUUGUAAACGUGAUGAAUAUGUAUUAUUAUUAUUAUUAUUAUUGUUAUUAUUUUCUAAUGUUAUAGUUGUAGUUUAAAGUGUAAAACCACUACGAAAACCUAACGAGAACCUAAGAAUAUUUUUUAAUUUUUUUUCUAUAUUACUUUACAUGAAAUCACACGAUAAACGUUUUCAACUGAUAUCAAAUCAUCGUUAUUUAACUAAGAUAUAUUUAUAUUAAUUAGGACGUAUAUUAAACACCAUCGAACGAUAAAAAUUUUAAUGCCGUCUGUGUAACCGUUUUUGUUGUUGUUGUACACGGUGUAAUUAUUUUGUACGGGCAUUAUUUUCAAUAAUCAGAUAUUUGUUUUUUCGGCACAAAUCGUACGCAAUUUAGUAUAUUAUUCCCAACCGUUUAAUGUGCAGGUCAUCAUAUUUUGAAAUUGUACCUACUCGAUUUGUUAAGAUAAGUUAUCAAACUUACGGUAUUUACCUAGUGUAAGGUUUAUAUUUUUAUUUUUCGUUAACAUAUCUGCACAUGUGCGCAUAAUUAUUAUUAUUAAAUUAACCUUUACUGUAAUAUAUGUUAUUGAAUUUUUUAUUAUUAUCGUUAUCAUUAUUACAUGAACAUAUAAAGUGUUAUAAUACUUAUGAAUACCUAUGAGCUAUAUUAAUUUAUACACAAUUUAAAAAAGCUAACAUUUAAGUUUACAUUGUUUUAACGUAUUUGGAUUAGAAUUAUUUGAUAUGUAAUCAAGUCAAUAAGAUCGUAAUAAUUAUAAUUAUAGGUACCGUUUGUACGAUGUAAGGAAGUACCCAAGUGGAAGGGGGAGCUAAUUUUCAAAUCGGAGAACCCAGCGGUCCCCUUUGCGACGCUUUACGCGUCAUUUGUUGUAUAAUAACGGUGUAUAAAUAAUAUUUAUAAUAAUUCUAAUAUUUAUUAAAUAUUAUUUUAUAAGAAUUACAAGAACUCGGCUCAGUGUGUGUUACAAGAACGUUGUAUUAAAUAUGCAUAUCUUGUUUCAUAUUCACCGAAACAAUUAUUACAAAGCACAAUGGGAUCACCAAAAUGUGCCACCUAUAGGUGAGUGUCAACGGGCAGACAUAAAACCGUAAAUUCGCACGAAGCGGAAUCACCAAGAAACGAGAGAUGAAAAACAGGAGAUUACACACCGCAAAGAUUGACGAAGAAGGUGAACAAAUAACGAAACCGUUAAACAUUUUAUUCUACGGCUAUACUUAUAUAUUGAUGCGGUGAAAAAUAAGUGUAGAAAUAGUGACGAUGAGUGUAGAGAAAUCAUAAAUGCAAAACGAUUUUUCAGUAGCAUAAUAGACGAAUUGAAAUUACUACUAUAUUAGAAAGCGUCCGCUGAAUGUUUGCACGCCGAUAUAAAUUAUUAACGAUGCUGAGUUCUAGUGGUCUUGUAUAAUUCUCUGUUUGCUCAGAACAUUGCUGAGGUCAAGUAUUUUGAACUGUGAUGCGAAGAUUAUAUAAAACGCGUUUAUGACACCGUUUAGCUAAGCAACGGAUAGAUUUCUGAAUUUUGUACGGAUUACGGUUUUAAGAACACGAUUAUACGUUCGUAAAUAGACGAAAAAUGUAAAAAAAAAUCAAAUUAAACUCUUUUGUCGCUGUUCAACGUUCAAAAAUCAUCAUAAUAUUUAUAAAUAAUUAAGAUACAUAAUUAUAAUUGUUCUAAUGUCGACAAUAUUACAACUAGACUUUGGAUUAUAAUAAAUUUGAAUAAUUUUUCCAGAA
Molecule: messenger RNA, 3577 nt
Organism: Sipha flava (yellow sugarcane aphid)
Lineage: Eukaryota; Metazoa; Arthropoda; Insecta; Hemiptera; Aphididae
Product: transcription factor SPT20 homolog
Exons: 2
Coding region: 94-1845 (583 amino acids)
Source: RefSeq, a predicted model, not a curated record